This is a messenger RNA of Vollenhovia emeryi, 2687 nucleotides long. Its product is annotated as facilitated trehalose transporter Tret1-like. Gene Ontology annotation, molecular function: transmembrane transporter activity. Gene Ontology annotation, biological process: transmembrane transport. Lineage: Eukaryota; Metazoa; Arthropoda; Insecta; Hymenoptera; Formicidae. The coding region runs from base 395 to 1792 and encodes 465 amino acids. The transcript is spliced from 5 exons. The record is from RefSeq and is a predicted model, not a curated record. Gene Ontology annotation, cellular component: membrane.
CAAACAGGGCGCAUCAGUUUCAUGUACAACGUGCGCGAAAAUAUUUGUUCUGCUAACAGCGUGUCCGCGUUAAAAACAGAGGCUGGCCCGUGCAAACAAUGGUAGCGCGGUAUCAGAUCGAUGUUUUUUCUCUAACGAAAACGUUGAAUCAGUGCAGGCGGCGCAUUUACAGAGAAAUGUGUCUUGACUUUUUGUAAUCCUUGAAAAUGACCGCAAUCCGGAUGGUCGAAAUGUUGGAUGUAAUCUAUUAGAUAAAUAAUACACACUAUCUGCUAGUUGGCACGCAUAGAAGUACAAAAUGGUUUCUAUUCCAUCGCGCUCCCGUGUUCCGGCGAGGUCGUAGGAUCGCGCAAGGUGUUCGCUUUCCCGAGGAUUUCGACGUGAUUCCGUCGCGAUGAGCGCCGACGCCAAGAGGGGAAGAUACGCGACGCCGGAGGGCUCGAGGACGUGGGAGUAUCUGACCGCUUUUAAUUGUUCAAUUAUAAGCUUGUGCAUCGGAGCGACCGUAGGCUGGGACUCGCCGAGUAUUGUGAAGUUGAUGGCCCCAGACUCGCCGAUCCCGGCUACCGUUUCCGAUGUUUCCACUCUCGUGGCCAUGGCCUCUGUUGGUCACAUGGUAGGACCGAUAAUCAACCAACUCCUGGUCGACAGGAUAGGUCGGAGAAAGACGAUUCUGUUCAGUGGGCUUACGUCGAUAAUCUGUUGGGGCCUCAUUACGAUCGCCACGAAUAUCUGGGUUCUCUACGUGGCCAAAUUUAUGGGCGGCCUGUGCAUGGGCCAAUUCAUGUGUGUGUUCACGAUGUACAUCGGAGAAAUUGCGUCGCCGAGGACACGAGGCGCCGGAGGGGCCGCGAGCACGAUUACGUUAAAUCUCGGCAUUCUCGGGAUGUACGUCGUCGUGCCGUACCUGUCGAUAUCGACGGCGGCGGCCGUCUGGCUGGCCGUGUCCGUCGGCUCCACGAUCGCCUUCUGGUUCAUGCCGGAGUCGCCGUACUAUCUGACCAUGACGGGGAAAACGGACGAGGCGGAGGUGGCGCUGGAGAGGCUGCGUGGCAAGACGGACGUCUCGGAAGAAUUGGAGGCGAUCGUCGAAUCGACGUCCAACGAGAAGCAGCAGAGGGCCAGCGGUAUUAGGCAGCUGUUAACCGCGCGCGCCAGUCGUCGCGCCUUCAUCAUCAUUAAUCUCAUCACCCUCACCCAACAGCUGGGCGGCUUCUUCAUGCUCAUCGCGUACGGUCAGCUCCUCUUCAAAGCCGCCCAGUUCCAGAUCAUCUCCGACCACACGGCCAACAUCAUGCUCGGCGUGGUACAGGUGAUCUCCGCGACGCUCACCAUCUUCCUGGUCGACAAACUGGGCCGCAAGCCGCUGAUACUCUUCUCCGGCCUGCUCGCCGCCGCGUCGAACCUCGCGAUCGGCGUCUUCUUCUACGCGAAGGACUAUCUGAGCGCGGACGUGUCCGCGUACUCGUCGGCGCUGCUAAUCGCGGCGGUGCUGCUGGUGUUCGCCUUCAACUGUGGCCUGCUGCCCAUGCAGAUGAUCAUGAUGUCCGAGAUGUUCGCCACCGAAGUCAAGGCACUCGCCACGUGCCUUCUGGCCACCACAAGCGGCUGCUACAACGUGAUAGCAGCGAAGAUUUACAUUCUGGUAGUCGUCACGUGGAACUACGGCCACGCGGUACCUUACCUAGCAUUCUUCGUGAUCGUGACGGUAUGCACCACUCUGAUCCUUCGCCUCUCGCCCGAGACGAAAGGCAAGACCUUUGUGCAAAUACAAAAGGAGCUGAACGAUUGAAGCGAAGGGCGAAGAAUCGGCGCUUCCGGUUCGAGCCGCGGUGCCACGGCAGGAGAAUCCCCUAUUGGAUACCGAAAGAGCAUAUUGCCUCUCGUAAAUUGUGCGUCUUAAAGAAAGAUAAUUCCGCGCUAUAAGAGACCUCGCCGAAAAUCUCUAUCGGACCCACCGACGCUCGCUCUUAUCGGAGAUCGACAGGAUGGAGGAAAUUGAAAAUCGCGGGCGGAAGUUCGAAGGAGAUGACCUUUCAGGAUGCACGAGCGAACGAAUUUUUGGGCAACCGCGUCGAAAUUGCCCGCGACGUUUGAUGCCCGCGAUAGAAGCGAUAGUUUAUGCCGUAUCUCGAGACUCGCCGGAAGUAGACCGCGCCGUAUCGAUUUGUCGAUGCCACGAUGACUGCCCGGGUAGUUUGUAUCUUUACGGGAAAAGAAGUAUAUUCGCAGAUACAUAAACGCCACCGGAUAAGAAGAAAUAAUCAAGAUCCGCUCGUAUUUCACGCGCAUUGUUCUAGUUUAAAAUAUAUAGUACAUUGCAUAUUUCAAACUGAAUAGGAUUUUACAGCGCGAUGUCUCCUGUAUCGCACCAUAUUUUAGCUAAAUCGUCAGGUGAAAUAAUCUCGCAUAUAUUAGAAAAUUCGUAAAGGAGACACAUCUAUAAAUUGCGACGAGGUGUUGAAACUUGCGGCUCGGUGAACUUUGAGUGAGAUUAGACGAGCGAUAAGAUACACCUGCAUUUAUCUGUGUGCACUGUGUAAACGACAGUAAAAUUUUAGUGACUGCACGUAGGAACGACCGAUACGACCGUGUAAACAUAUUUAUCGACCGGUCUAAAAAUUAAAUAAUCAGACAUCGCUAUUCUCCCUAUCUCUCCCUCUUUCUCCCUGUCUUUCCCUGUCUCU